This is a messenger RNA of Chrysoperla carnea, 3556 nucleotides long. RefSeq names its product fibulin-2-like. The record is from RefSeq and is a predicted model, not a curated record. NCBI's taxonomy places the organism in Eukaryota, Metazoa, Arthropoda, Insecta, Neuroptera, Chrysopidae. Gene Ontology annotation, molecular function: calcium ion binding. The transcript is spliced from 16 exons. Bases 69 to 3533 code for a protein of 1154 amino acids.
CACUGUAGUGAUAAGUAAAAAAAAAAAACUGAAGUUUAUAAAAUUGUUUUCUUGUAAUUAACGUAAUUAUGUUUAGUGCUGUGCGAUUAGUGUUAACAAUUCUUGCUACAUUACAUAUCGUCGCAGGUCAAAAUUUAUUACAUAAUACAUACAGUUUAUGCUGCGCGAAAGGAGAAGAAUAUAUACGAGAAGGAAAACCAUGUGGAGUGACUAAAGGUCCCAUACCUGGAAUACCCGUUGAACAACAAUCCAUAUGUUUAUCCGCUAUUGGAAUUUGCUGUUCCAAGGCACGAGCGGAACAGCAAUGUUCUGCAGGUUUAGAAGUUGCAAGAGAAGGCAAGGCUUGCUCCAGUGAAAUUGAUUCGGGAAUUGAUUUUAACAAGGACUGUUGCGAAGCAUGUAAACUUGGAUUAUUAGCGAGCUCAUUUGGUAGUGGCUGUGAUCCAAAUGUGUUCGGUUUACUUCCACCCUCAGAUAAGCCAUUUGCAAAAUGUUGCGAAAUUAUACCAACAGUUCCAUCAAUUCCAAAUACAGUUUCGACUUACACAAAUCGAUCGUUACCUUCGCCACCCCAACUGAAUGGACUCUGCGAAAAGUAUCCAAAUCAACUAUGUGAACAUAUUUGCCUAGAUGAACCUGGAUCCUAUCAUUGUGAAUGUAAUCCAGGAUAUACUUUAUUACCAGAUAAGAAAACGUGUCGAAGGACUGAAGCAGGAGGUGAUGAAGUACCUAAAUUUGUUUCAACUACUGAUCGAUGUGAUGAAAAUAAUCCUUGCGAACAUCAUUGUAUCGAUACAGGUGUUUCGAUUAGGUGCACUUGUGAUAGUGGCUUCGAGUUAGCAAAUGAUAAGACCACUUGUAAUGAUAUUGAUGAAUGUGAAUUGGGACUGUCUAACUGUGAUCCAUAUACGGAAGAAUGCCAUAACUUAAUUGGAAGUUUUCAGUGUGAUCUUAAAUCAAGCUAUAUAGAUAAUGGUGACUUUCCAACAAAUGAUUUAAGUGAUAAUCCAUGCCCAAAGGGGUAUAUAUUUGAUAAUAUUAAACAAGUCUGUGAUGAUGUUGAUGAAUGUGCUCAAGGCUUAGAUGAUUGUAAUAGAGAGUCACAAGACUGCUUAAACACAUAUGGCAACUUUACAUGCCAGAAUAAAGUAUCAAAAAAAACGUGCCCACCAGGAUUUAAGCGCAACACAAUAUUAGGAACAUGUGAAGAUAUUAAUGAAUGUGCGGAUAAUAAUCCUUGUGCAGCCAAUGAAAUUUGUAAUAAUGUGUCUGGUGGAUACCAGUGCGAUCCCAGUUCAACUGCUGUACCCCUUGAAAAUCCAUUAGGAUUAGUAAUUCCAUCACCAAAUAAUCCUCCAUCAAGAUUACCACCAAAAUUUGUACGAGAACCACCAACUAAUCCACCACCAUCUCGAAGACCGUAUUAUCCACAACCUUUAUCACGGCGUACAGAAACUACAACAAUACCGACGACUACCACCGAAGAAGUUACUGAACUAGAAGAAAUUCCAAUAACAACGCUCUCAACAACAGCCGAACCGUACACAAGUAGACCUUACGCAGGUACUCCUCAAGUAUCAUCACAGCGUCAAACACCUGAAGAUGUUGAAGGAACACAGCCUAAUCAACCAAGAACAUCUCCAGUGUUGACACCAAAUCGACAAAAUACUUGUGAAUCGGGCUAUAGAAUGGAUCGUCGUGGAUAUUGUAUUGACAUCAACGAAUGCUACGAAGAAACUCAUGAUUGCGAUAGUAAUCAAGACUGUUACAAUACCAGAGGAUCAUACGAUUGUCGAUGUAAAAUUGGUUUCCAAUUAAACCCAAUCACUGGCGCAUGCGUAGAUAUAAAUGAAUGUCAAGCGAAUAAAAUACAGUGCGCCCCAACUCAACGAUGUGACAAUACUAUUGGAUCUUAUCGAUGUACUCGAGUUCAAGGCUGUGGAACCGGAUACACUUUAAAUGACGCGAGUAAUAUAUGCGAAGACGAUGACGAAUGCGCCUUAAACACUCAUAAUUGUCAUAUUCUUGGACCAAAUUAUCAAUGUAAAAAUACGUUAGGAUCAUUCCGGUGUGUACGGAAACCACGUGUUUAUUAUAUUACAACAAGAAAUCCACAGUCAACACCUGUCUUCACAAGUUCAAAUACACCAAAUACACCAAAUACACCAAAUGCACCAAUUGCACCAAAUACUGUAAUACCUUUACAAAGAGUAUCAUCAAGACCGUACACAAGCCCACCAGAGCAGCCACGUGACAGAUAUACAGAUAGUCCUACAACAAAUAUUCAAGUUAUGCCAUCCAAGAAAACAUGUUUUCCAGGAUAUAGACUGAACGCGUGGAAUCAAUGUGAAGAUAUUAAUGAAUGCGCUGAACAGAGGGUCUGUAAACACAAUGAAAGAUGUAUUAACUACGAUGGUGGAUUUCGAUGUGAAGCUCCUCAAUGUCCAUCCGGCAAACAGCUAAAUCCAGAAGGAACUCGAUGUGUUGAUAUUGACGAAUGUGCUUUAGGGAUUCAUAAAUGUGGCUCAAAUGAAAAGUGUAUUAAUAAAGAUGGUGGAUAUUUAUGUCAAUGUCUGCCGGGACAUAUGUUAAAGGGUGAUCGAUGUGAGGAUAUUGACGAAUGUGAAAGAUUCAAAGGACGAACAUGCGCACAAAAUUCAAUUUGUGAGAAUACAGUUGGUUCGUUCCGAUGUACAUGCAAAGAAGGUUUCAAAAGUGUUUCCGAUACCGUUUGUGAGGAUGUUAACGAAUGCCAUGAGACAGUUGGAUUAUGUGAACAUACUUGCAUUAAUUCUUGGGGCACAUACCGAUGUGCAUGUCGUCAAGGAUUUGAACUAAAUUCAGACAAUCGAACAUGUACCGAUAUCGAUGAAUGUACGGAAUUCAAGGAUAUGAAAUUAUGUAUGGGUUCUUGUGUAAAUACACCGGGUAGUUAUGUGUGUCGAUGCCCUCCAGGAUAUAGAUUAGCAUCGAAUGGACGAAGUUGUAUUGAUAUUGAUGAAUGCGAAUCAACUAGUACAUGUCGAGCCGAUGAAAUUUGCUUAAAUAUGCGUGGUUCCUAUAGAUGUCGAGCUUUGGUUUGUCCACCAGGAUAUCGAAAACAUCCAACAGUAACACAUCGAUGUCAACGUGAUGAGAUAGCCAACCCAUGUUAUGACACUCAAUGCCAGAAAAUGGCACACACAAUUUCAUUCAAUUACAUAACAAUACCAUCUCUGCUCCCAGUCCCACCAGAGGUUGGUUUCAUUGACAUAUUCCGUAUGCGUGGACCACAUUGGACCAAUUUUGGCGUGAAAUUUAACUUGAACUUAGAAUCAGUCGAAUCAUUAUACUCUCAUGUCCAACCAAUCGAUAUAAGCUAUUUCGAAUUACGUCAAGACAAAUAUAAUGCGGCCGUUGUCGGUAUGGUGAAAUCUAUUGAGGGACCACAAGAUAUUCAAUUAAGUGUACAAAUGACAAUCUACCUAAACGACGAAAUUCAAUCGAUUGCUAUUGCUAAAUUAUAUGUGUUUGUGGCUGAAUAUAGCUUUUAGUUUAUAGACAAUUUUUUUAGAUU